Salarias fasciatus (jewelled blenny) is the source of this 2761-nucleotide messenger RNA. RefSeq lists its product as uncharacterized. Gene Ontology annotation, biological process: regulation of transcription by RNA polymerase II; cellular response to lipopolysaccharide. The record is from RefSeq and is a predicted model, not a curated record. NCBI's taxonomy places the organism in Eukaryota, Metazoa, Chordata, Actinopteri, Blenniiformes, Blenniidae. The coding region runs from base 117 to 1292 and encodes 391 amino acids. The transcript is spliced from 7 exons.
UUUGUUACGUAUCAAUACUGACACCUCUAUUUAUUUUCUCUCACAUGCCCAGGGUGGACUUCGUGAAGUAGACGCUCUUUUUGUAGUUUUCUAAUAGGCUUUAUGAAGAUUUAAGGAUGGAUGGAGAUCUGGUUUCUCUGUCGUCUUCUCUGUCAUCCUCAUCAGCAGCAGAGCUGUCAGCAGGAACACCAGAAAAUUCAACACCACAAAGUGAAAGCAGCCUCCCCACGAACCAUGAGGAACCCAAACCAUCUGGAGGAUUAUGGACAGAGAAUGUGGGCCCCGUGGGAGACAGACUGAUGUCCACGGAGGAGCAGGUCACCCUGAUCACCGAGAGUUUGACAGUCACCUCCAACGACCAGGAGAAGCUGCUGCUGCUCAAUAAAAACACCGAGCUCCGUCGAGUCAACAAAGAGCUGAUGAAGCUGAAUGAGGACUGGGACCAGGUGUACCGCAGUGCCACGCUGGGUCUGCAGCAGCGGCUGGAGGCCGUGGAGCUGGAGAACAACGCCAUCAAACUGCUGAACAGCCGACUGCUCCUCAAAGCCAAACACCAACAAAGUGCAAAGGAUUAUUAUGAACAGGCGUUGAUGCAGGAGUUGAAGAAGAACCAGGAGCUGCAAGAGUACAUCAGGUUGCUCGAGAACAGGAUGAAUCAACCGGAGAGAGACUGCCCACCUGCCAAACAGGACAAGUACAGCGCUGUGGCACGCAGCCCUACACCCUGUCCCGGCCGCACGACUGCUGGAAGCCCCAACCUGUCACACGGCGACGUGUCUGGCUACAUCCCCUCGUCCCCGUUCCUCUCAGCGUCUCCCUGCCCAGAGGCAGGGUGGCAGGGAAAAGGCCAGAGCGGCGGCCCCCCACUGGGAGCACCGGGAGACUCCCAGCAAGAAGUGCAGGCUUUAAAGGAGCAGCUGGAGGCGCUGAGGUGUCAGACCGAGAUUUACGAGGCUGAAUAUCAGACGGAGCACAACGACCACAAGCACACGCAGCAGGAGAACCGGCGGCUGAGGAAGAAGAGGGAGGAGAUGCGCCAGCAGGUGGCACUGCUGCAGGAACAGCUAAAGAUUUAUGAAGACGACUUCAGGAGGGAGCGGUCUGACAAACAGGUGCUGCAGAGACUGCUGCUGCAGAAAACGCCUCCGAACAAGGACCCGGUGCUGAUCCACCGCUGCAAUAACCAGCAGCAGCUGCUAGAGGGAGACAGGAGGACAGCGGGCGCCGAGAAGAGGAAGCAGCACCAUCCGCUCUGCUCCAAACACCCCAACAGGGACAAGGAGUCCCGCUGAGCUCAGGCCGAGAGGAAGCUAGACACACACACACACACACAGGCACACACACACACACACGCACAGAUGUCGUUCUUCGGGUCUUCAAAACUGAAUACACAAUAAAUUUCAAAUAAAAUUGUACUUCUAGAUGUACAUUAAUAACACACUUCAGCAUUAACAAAUUAGAUUUUUUUUUUUUUUUUUAAUCACAUCAAUAUACAUUACUGGAAAAGUACAAGAAGCCUGUAAUUUCACCAAAAAUUAUCACAGAUUUUUCAGAAGUUCAAAAUGAAUUAUGUGAGUUGCACUUUGACCAGAAGAGAGUUACCAAAUCUGCUUUACUCAGAAAAUGUAUUUUUUCCAUAUGAAUGAUCCAUUCUUUUAUCGCUGCGGGGAAUUCAUGAAUUCAUUCCCUCACUGCAAAAUUAACUCAGCUGAAAACAGGUGGAUGGUAUUAUCCUCAUAUUUCCAUGCAAAUCUCAGCAGAAUCAUUACAAAGGAGAAGAAUCAAAGCAAUGCAACUUUAGCACUGCAACAGAAAUUCUUGCUGAUGGUGAACUUGUAGUUUGUUUUUUUUAAAUCCAGUUGAAAUUUUACACCUUUGUUAAUAUUAACAAUAUUGGUUGAAAGACCUAUGCUGAAACAGCAUUACAGUUUUCCAAAUCUCUACAUAUUGACUUUUUAAAAAAAAUCAAAAUCGAGAAGAGCCAAAGUUGUUCAAAGAGACAUUUAAAUUUAAAUAUCAUAUAUCUAUAUCAUAUCUAUGGUAUGACAGCUUUUGCAUUUGGAGAUUUUUUAAUACUGUUUUCCUCAUUUCACUGGCUUACGGUUAAAUGCAGGAUUGAUUUUAAGAUUCUUUCGGUGUCUGAUUGGACUGGCCCCAGAAUAGUGAUCUGACCUUGUGAAGGUGAAUCGAGCCUCCAGAGCCCUUAGAUCAGCUGACCAGAUGCUGCUGCUCUGUUUUGAUGGUUUUAUAAUGUACUGUGAAGCACUUUGUCAGGCCAUAGGCCUCUUUUUAAAUGUGCUAUAUCAACAAAGUUGACAUUGGCAUCCAGAAGGAUGUAACACUGAUGAAAUACACAUUUGAUAGUUACCACAAUGUGAUUAGUUCACCUGCUGGAUGAUCGGUUCCCGGAUGUGUUGCAGGUGUAUACUUGUUAAAACUGCAGAAACUCUUUAUUUUGCAAACAAUAAAAAUAAAAAAGUGGUCGACUUCUACUUUAUGUUGCAUAUUUUCUCACAAGUUUUGCUAUUUUCUUAAGACUUGCUCACUUUAUUGGAUUGCUUCAGUGCAUGUGUUCCUAAAUUGUUAUUGUGAAUCUGAUUUUUUCCUAUAUCUGUAUAUUAUGUAGCACUAUAUAAAUAUGUUCAGUGUCUGUCUUGGUCUUGGAGUAAGAGACAGCCUCCAUGUAGCGUCCCAGGCAUCCUUUUUUACUCUUAUUUUUUUUCGAAAUCCAGAUUUCAUGAAUAAACCAUCAAACAGCUCU